UGUCCCAUGUGGUCUCUAUUUACAUUUCAACCAUGACUGGACAAGAACUGUCGGGUAAAUACACAACAGAGAUCCUUUGUCAGGGAACAGAGAAUGGCAUGAAAUGGAGACUAUGCUGUACCUAGAUGAUAAUCCAAGGACAAGAAGGCAUGUCACAUCCAUGCUACGAAUUUAUCCAGAAUGCCUGGAAAAAGGAACUCUGCGUCAACUGCCAGCGACCGAAGGGAGAACACUCGAUUAUUGAAGACACACAACCAAAGAGUUCUCCCGUGCCCGCCAAACGAAGCUCUCUUCUGAUGAGAACAUCCUUUAACGCUACAUUAGAGAAUGUGUUUGAUGGGUCGUCUAAGUUACGUCGAGACAGUAGUGCUGACGAUUGGCCAAUCAGUGAUGCAGAUUGGUGUGUUAUUGACGAUCAGAAACCAGAACUGCGACACAGGUCGGUAGAUCGUGAGACAGAGGAUGUGUCGACCAAGAAAACAGAUGUGAAACAGGAAGUGACAUCAGACGAUAAAAUGGUGCUGAACAAGUCCAAAGUGUCUUUUCUGCAGGAUGAACCGAUUGUGAUCGGGGACGAUGGUGGAUGGGAUAAUUUGACCUCUGAACCUGAAGAUACACUUGACGAUUCUGACUCAAGUGAGGACAUUUCUUUUACGGAGGAGGAAAAAGAGUUCCUGCUUCUGGCGUUAGAAAAUACUUUGUGGAACGGUGAUAAUCGUAACCUUCUCAAUAAAACUGUGGACACUGUGAGACGAAACUCGAGUAAAGAGUUCGAGGACGUUCAGUUAUUAACACUGUGGAAGGUGGACAGGUUCGCCACGCUCAGAGACUGUGAUAAACUUAUCCCUCGCCGAUAUGGCACAUUUCCACUGAGGAAUAAAUCCUCCAAGAAAAAGUUAGAACACAUGUUCGAGGAAAAGUCAAAACAUUUAUCAAAUAUUCAACUACAGAGAAUAUCGGAGCAUGACGGAGAACUUGGAGGGCACAAAUCUUCAAGUGAAACAAAUCUAUCAAAGGUCAAACCAGAGUUACCAAAGAAAAGUAAACAUGUCUUGGAGAUUGAGGCUUCACCAGAUAAGAGAGUGCCAUAUGAUGAAAGUGAGGAGAAAGAUGUGAAGGAUGAGGAUGAGGUGUUCAGUACUGAAGGGGAAGAUUUAUUUGAGACAUUUAACCCCGACAUUGAUUUAGAAUCCUCUACAGCUGGCAUGGAUUUGGUAGAUCUUCUGAAUAAUGUUUUAGCAAAGUACAGUGAUAGCGAAUCAUUCAAAGGUAUUGAGGGUCAUGAACUCCUGCCAGAGGCCACAAAGGAAGAACUACAGCAAGUCGUAGAAAUAGGAGAGGAGGGAGCAGAAAAACUUGAGUCAAAGUUCCCCAAAGGGAGCAUCAAGUCGAAGGCGUUUGAGGCAAAAUUAGCAUCACUUGCGGCAACUUUAGACCUCUCUAAAAAGAAAGGUAAAAAGCCUGCCCCACGCCCACCCUCCUGUCCACCCCCUGAACCGUCAGCAAAAAAAAGUGUUCCAAAUUUAUCAGAUCAACCUAAUUUUAAAAUGGUUCCUGUCGGAAAGCCAAUAUUUGAUCAAGGACAAGGUGAGAAGCCCCUCUCCCCAAAACGCACAUCAGACUUUCAAACAGAAAUAGUUGAAACAAGCAAAUCAAAAACAGAACGCUCAAAUAAGAAGGGAAUUACAUCAUUUUUCAGAAACAUGCUAAGGCGAGGUCGAGACUCAGUUGAUAGUUCCUCAGAGCAGGAGUCUGGUGUAGAUAGCACAACGAAAUCUCAAAGUUCAAUCACAAACUCAGACGGUAGUUCUACUGAGAGUCUGGGGAGUAAAACAGAAGGGCCUCCAUCGCCAUCAGCAACAGAGAAUGUAGGAUCCUCACCUGUAAUGAAAAUGAAAGUUUUGCCAACCAUUGCCAAGCCACCAAGAACAAGUGUUAUCAUAUCAACUUCUGAUGGUGGACAAAAAAAGGUGAAACAGUCUCCAGAAAUGCCUAGGGCUUCCAAAGGAUCUCCGAAGGUUUCUAAAAAGGAUCCCUCUAAGUCUCUGGAAAAAGUCAAAGAGGAAAACCAAAAGAAGAAACCAGUGGAAAGAAAAGGAUCUGAUAAAGUGACAGAAAAAAAGGAAAACAUAUUGGACAGGAAGGAUUCAGACCCGGGAAUAGAUAAAAAAGGACAGGAUAAGGGAGGCAACUCCAAGGAGUCGGAGAAAGGUAUCGAGAGAAAAGGCUCUGAUAAGGAAACUCCCAGUUUACCUACAAAACCACGACCUUUAACUACCAGACCUAAGCCAGUUAAUGUGCCUGAAAAACCUGCUAAACCUCCCCCGACAGCCCCACAAUCCCACGGUCAGACUAAACCUCCAGUCUCACCCCAACCCAUCACAUCGACUGUCACUAAACAACAGAUGUCCUCUUCAACAGAGAGCCACGAGUCUGUAAAAGAACGGUCAGCUAGCAUCAGUAGUCACGAAGGACCAGAGGAGAGGGGUUCAGAAAGUCCAAACAGUGACAGAAAACCUACAAAAUAUCGUCGACGCGCAAAAAGUCCUAAAAGAUCUGCAGCACCCAUACGACCACAGGCACCAGCCAAAGCGCCAGAAAAUCGUAACUCUAUUUUCACAAAGGAAUUAGAAAUGAAGAUAUGUCGGGGACUUGGAGACCAAAAACCUGGAAAAGAGGCUCGACCUAGACCCCCAAUUGACACGCGAAUGUCUUCAUCUACUUCUCAGCCCUCGGUGUCGCCAUCGUCACCCGACGUCUCUUUCAUCCCGUCUGCAAUGUCAGCCAGUGUGACAGAGGUACGGUGUGAUAACUUGGACCAACCUGUUAGUCCCACUCAGGAUGUACCCCCAGCUGAAAAAAUUGAGCUGCCUCGUGCGCAAAGCAGAAAGAGCUUUCUGGGUAAAUUGGGAAACAGGAAAUCCAGAGCGCCCCCUAGGCCUCCGUCUAUUGUGAAACGAGCAAAGUCAAUCACGGAAAAUUCUCUUACCAGUGACGGGCCAAUGAAAAAACUGGAAGCCUGCGACAUUUCUGGCCCAGUGCUCAUUUCUGACAUGACCUCCAGUCAGAUUGUCAAUCGGUCGAGAAGGAACACAAUUACCAUUGGAGACGACUGUAGCUUUGUGUCAGGUGGAUCCACGUCUUCAGGUUCAACCAAUGAUAAGUAUGAUGAAUGGCCACAGUUCUCUCCCCUUGGUUCCAUGGACAAUCUGUAUGAGCCAAUUGUUCCCAAGGAGCCACCUCCUCCUCCACCCAAUGGGAAUGUGUAUGACCCUGUGUCCUCCAAGGCUAGCCAACCUGCACUCAGCUUUGUGGCCAGUUGCCAGCUACCGACAGAGGGCUAUCUGGAGCCGGUCAGAUCAUCAGAUUUACAACGGGAUGCGACUCUUCAACAGUCAAGGGACACAACUCUUGAUUAUCCGGAUCAUGUAGACAUAAGUGAGGAGAGACGUAUACUGUUAGCCUCGCAACCAAUUUAUGAGGAGAUAAACGGUUAUACUAAAGACUUUCCAGUGAAACAACCCCCUGUGUCAGAUACAAAGUGUAAACUUACUGUCAAUGUUAAGUCUUCAUCAUCGUUCAAUGAAAAAGACGUUCAGGCAACACCUGUUUCACCGUCAGCCUCCCACAAUGCAUUUUCUUCAGAGUCAGAGUCGUCCUCUGCAUCAAGUACUUUAAAUCGACCCAAACCAAUUCCCAGGAAACGCCCUGGGAGGAAGACCGAGAGUACUGGCUCAGAGCAACCCUAUGUAGCCAUGAAUCGGCCAAGCAUAGCUGUGGCCUUAAACGAGGUAGAGGUUCGCGACAUGCUGAACCAACUCACGUCACAAAUCUCACAGACAUUAAGUGAAAUUUAUACGCAAUAUGAACGAGUGUUUACCAAAGAGACUGUGAAUCUCAACAUCACUGGAGCGGGGCCAAUCAAAUGGGUAGACUUUGAUAUCUACGGAAAGCCCAUCCACACGUCGGAGAGGUGUGUUGUUUACAACGCUAAGCUGAAAUUGACUUCCACAACCUGUCAGCUGAUGCUUCUGCAUACAAAGCCUGACUUGACCAAUGUCCAGCACUCAAGCCUGCUCAAACCGACGGUCAUCUUCACCGACAAUAUUCCAUUCUCAUAUCUAACUGAGGACUUCAUCAAAACUAGCCAGCUCUUGCAAAACCUACAAAAUCCUGUCAAUCAAUCAAACCAUGCCAAGUGUUUCGUAGCCAUUGGUCUUUUUGAUGUCAACGGCGAUCUGAAUCACAAGCUUGCAGCCUUGAAGGAUGGCUUCAGUGCUGACCCCGGUAACUGUUCUACUGAGCUGGAAACCCUUCUGUUUUAUAUGUUACAACUGCUUAGUGCUAUCUCUCACUGCCUCGACCAAGGGUUCACGCUGGGCGAGGCGAACUUUAGAGACGUGUUCAUCGUUACUAACAGCAACCAUUGCCACGGUGAUAUCAUUGCUUUUCUUCCUCAUCAACGGUUGCACGAUUCGUCAAAUGUGGAUUCUGUUUGUGAGCUCCUGGAGCGCUAUUUCACCGACACUCUUGUCAAUGUUAGCGACGAGGACUAUGAGAAACAUUUCUCCUGUAUCGCCACCAUUGAGCGCAUGCUGCAGACACGGCGCUUGGACUCCUUAGCCCUCGUAAGAAGCUAUGUAGAGUAUCUACUUUGGGGCCCAAAGGGAGAUAAAUGGCAGAGCGGGGCGGAACGUCUGAGUAAUCUCGAACCCCAGCUUUCCAUGUGGCUGGAGCGCGAACGCGCAGCUCUCAUUCACAAAUUUGCAAGCAUUCCUAUCGGUUCAGUCCGAGACUGUUCAGUGCUAGAUUUCUAUCGCAUGAAGUUUCUGCUUAAAGCAAGCGCUGUGGGCAUGUCCGAGUGUAUGAGACAUCAUGUGUCGUACUGACCACCGUGUGUUGUGUAGGUUGUAGAGAUUACUGUCCAACAGUAUAUAGCCGUGUUUAUAAACACAUGUACAGAUUGUGUUAUAGAUCAGUAGUAACUCCGUGGAAGCUAUGUAUAUACCGGGUGUGUCUGCCUGAGUGUGAUCAGAUCUCUACCUAUAAAUGUAUAUACCUGGUGUGUCUGCCGGAGUGUGAUCUCUACCUAUAAAUGCUAUUUAAUAUGUAUGUAUCCUGGUGAACUUCAAAUGGUUAAAAAUAGUGUUAUCGUUUGACUUUCAUGUUUGAAAUCUCAAGUGAUUUAAUUUUUAUAUAUUGCUCAUUUCUAAGACUUUUCUUUAAUUUCAGAUGAAUAAUAUACCAAAACUUCUAUGUUUGUUGAGAAAAUAAUUGACUUUUAAUUGAAUAUCGAAAUUAAAAAUUCUACAAGUUUCUAUACAGUUACGCAUCUACUGGUGUUAUUGUCAAAACCUGAGAGAGUUACUGCCCUUGUGGAGAAAAUAAUUAUAUCAGUGUUUUUCUAUUGAUCAUGUUCAGAUUUGAAAUCCAUUGUAAAGAGCCUUGUCUCUGUAUUUCAUUAUUAAUGUUUAUAUGUGAAAUGUUAUUUAUGCUACAAAUUUUAUCCUGAUUUCUUUUUAUAAAUAUUUUACACAUAACAAUGCACUUUGUCUAAACCAAACUCCUGUCUAAACCAGACAUCUAUCUAAACCAGACUCCUGUCUAAACCAAACUCCUGUCUAAACCAGACUCCUGUCUAAACCAAACUCCUGUCUAAACCAGACAUCUAUCUAAACCAGACUCCUGUCCAGACUGUUAUCUAAUUGAAAUGGCCAAAUAAUCUGGUCCAGACAAAGAAUAAAAAGUAGAGGCUCUUAAUCAUUAUGGAACUCGGCUAAAUGAUGUGGUUUGAGGGCUGGAACUCCAACCACCGAAUGAUGUGGUCUGAGGGCUGGAACUCCAACCACCAAAUGAUGUGGUCUGAGGGAUGGAACUCCAACCACCAAAUUAUGUGGCCUGAGGGCUGGAACUCCAACCACCAAAUUAUGUGGCCUGAGGGCUGGAGUUCCAACCACCAAAUGAUGUGGUCUGAGGGCUGGAACUCCAACCACCAAAUUAUGUGGCCUGAGGGCUGGAGUUCCAACCCCCAAAUGAUGUGGUCUGAGGCCUGGACCUCCAACCACCGAAUGAUGAGGUCUGAGGGCUGGAACUCCAACCACCAAAUGAUGUGGUCUGAGGUCUGGAACUCCAACCACCAAAUGAUGUGGUCUGAGGGCUGUCUGGUUUAGACAGAAUGCCCUGUAUUGGAAUGUUUUAAUGUAAAUGGACUUUUAAUCAAAUGGUGAGGUACAUGUAAAAUGACCAUGGCUUCCUCCAGAUUUUAGAGAAACAUGUUUUAAAGACUGACUACAAAAGUUACACCUUGGAUAUGUGAGAUGUAUAAGUUCAGAUGUAACUUACACCUUGGAAAUGUGUAAUUUUUCAAUUCAGAUUUUACACCUUGGAAAUGUGUAAUUUUUCAAUUCAGAUUUUACACCUUGGAAAUGUUCAGAUUUUACACCUUGGAAAUGUGUAAUUUUUCAAUUCAGAUUUUACACCUUGGAAAUGUGUAA
Messenger RNA from Mizuhopecten yessoensis (Yesso scallop), 6494 nucleotides. RefSeq lists its product as uncharacterized. Bases 126 to 4889 code for a protein of 1587 amino acids. The transcript has 5 exons. The record is from RefSeq and is a predicted model, not a curated record. Lineage: Eukaryota; Metazoa; Mollusca; Bivalvia; Pectinida; Pectinidae.